AUGCCUGGCCCAGCCGGCAUAGUCGAAACAUUUCGCCGUUUAUAUUCUCUCUUUUUCGAACCUAUUUAUGCCGGUGUCUUCAAAGAGCUGGGUCGUGAACUGAGUCUCUCGCCUCGGGGCGAUGCAGUAGAAGACGAGUCUGUCGGCCACUUCUUACAGAGAAGAUUUGGUAAAGUGGUUGCAGACAAUUUCGCCUCCGCACUCUUUCAUGGAAUCUAUGCUGGUGACAUAUACAAGCUCAGUGCUCGUACCCUGUUGCCCAGUGCAUGGUUCCUGGAGACGAAGGACGGUUCGGACAAUGGCAGUAUAGUGCUGGAAGUAAUGGAUAUGAUGUUGAAAGGCUUCAAGCUACACCCAGGACACGUGCAUUCUUUCAUGGCUAUGAGAGCCGCCAUAGGGAAUAUCGAUGCCAGUACUCGAAGCAUGAUGUCAGUGUUGGAGGAUGCCAGCGUAUAUACGUUUCAUAGAGGUCUUGGUAGCCUCGCGUCGAGGCUGGAAGAGUCUCUCAGUCAGAAUCCAAAUGUGGUAAUCCACAAACAGAGUCGUGCGGUUUCAGUCAACUCGUCGAAGAGCGACGAUAGGUUGACUGUCCAUGCCGAACAUUCCAAGGAAGGCAAGCAGUUCGAUUAUGUGGUUUCAUCGUUGGGCCCGAACUCGGUACGUACGUUUUUGGAGCAAAGUGCUCAAGCUCGGGGUUCUUCGAUUGGCGAGAACGUCAUUGCAGCUUGCAAUCACAGUAAUCGCUCUGUCAACGUCAUGGUUGUCAAUCUCUACUACAGCGAUCCUGAUUUGAUACCUGAUGAUAUGCGAGGUUUCGGUUAUUUGAUUCCACGGUCGGUUCCCGUUGAACAGAAUCCCGAAAGAGCAUUGGGUGUGAUCUUCAGUACAGAAACCUCGGGUUUGCGUGGUCGCACCGACAAAAGACAAGUCACCCGAAGUAUGGUCGCCCAGUCUUUAGAACAGCUGGAGGCAGAGCGUGAGAGGCUGAUCCAGCAGUAUGAUAUACUAAAGGAUAAGAUGUCGGAUAUCUCAAAAACUCUAAUGAGGGCACAAGAAAACAUCUUGAAACGUCUCGAAGAGAAGAUCGAGGAGACCAAACGUGACGAGGAAAGGUGGUUUGGCAAUGACCCAUCCAAGGAUGUCGCCGAGAUUGAGAUCAAGAUGGGCCAAGAUACCGCGAUGGGCACCAAAUUGACAGUCAUGUUUGGUGGUCACUGGUGGGAUUCUUGGGCUAAGAGUGACCUCCCUGACGAGAAGGAAGCAAUUACCAUGGCCACUACUUUACUUGGAAGACAUCUGAACAUCACAGAUGAGCCUACUGUGGCGAAAGCUCGUCUGGCCGAGGACUGCAUCCCACAAUAUCCCGUGGGCUAUCGGAGAGACAUGGCAAGAAUUCACGAUGGCCUGAUGACAGAAUACCAGGGCCGCUUCAAAGUUGCUGGUCCAUGGUGGCAAGGUGCCGUCGGAGUAAAUGAUUGUAUCCGAAAAUCACAAGAGACUGCUUGGUCUAUUAGAGAACAAGCGGAUGAUCAGACAGGCUUGGAAGGCUACACCAAAGAUGAAACUUGGUACAUCGCACAGCCUCGUACUGGGGAGCUGACUAAGGUCUGA
Messenger RNA from Exophiala bonariae, 1611 nucleotides. RefSeq lists its product as uncharacterized. The transcript has a single exon. Bases 1 to 1611 code for a protein of 536 amino acids. Gene Ontology annotation, molecular function: oxidoreductase activity. The record is from RefSeq and is a predicted model, not a curated record. Lineage: Eukaryota; Fungi; Ascomycota; Eurotiomycetes; Chaetothyriales; Herpotrichiellaceae.